This is a messenger RNA of Dreissena polymorpha, 477 nucleotides long. RefSeq names its product transcription intermediary factor 1-alpha-like. The coding region runs from base 1 to 477 and encodes 158 amino acids. The transcript has 2 exons. Lineage: Eukaryota; Metazoa; Mollusca; Bivalvia; Myida; Dreissenidae. Gene Ontology annotation, molecular function: zinc ion binding. The record is from RefSeq and is a predicted model, not a curated record.
AUGGCAGCCAACGAUUCUGAUACAUAUGUUACCCAUUUUUGCGCAAGGUGUAAUGGAAAUAACACCGAGACUGAGGCCAAGGCUUAUUGUGCAAAGUGUGACUCAUGCUUUUGUGACGGCUGUGUGAGGUUACAUAGUCAGGGGUUUCAAAACCACACCACUGAUGGGCCUGAAAAAAUGGAGAAGUGGCCAGUUGCCAUGGCUACACAAGAGUUUCUGGAGAACUGUGAAGUCCAUAAGGGGAAGAAAUUUGCACUGUUUUGUGAGGACCACAGCCAGCUGUGCUGCCAUACUUGCGAUUUGAGCCAUCGGCAGUGUUCAAAGGUAACCCCUAUUGCUAACACCACCCUGUCUGCAUCAGACGAUCAGCAGCUGUCAGCGGAGAUUAACACCAUUCUGGAUCAACUUAUGAAGCUGCAAGCUUAUUGGAAGAGCAACCUGGAAUCACUGCAAGUGUCAUACAAAAAAAGGCUUUAA